Molecule: messenger RNA, 2611 nt
Organism: Varanus komodoensis (Komodo dragon)
Lineage: Eukaryota; Metazoa; Chordata; Lepidosauria; Squamata; Varanidae
Gene: POLH
Product: DNA polymerase eta
Exons: 10
Coding region: 197-2317 (706 amino acids)
Biological process (GO): error-prone translesion synthesis; response to radiation
Cellular component (GO): nucleus; site of double-strand break; replication fork
Molecular function (GO): damaged DNA binding; DNA-directed DNA polymerase activity
Source: RefSeq, a predicted model, not a curated record
GAGGAGAGUAGGAAGCUAUUGCGUAUGCUGGGAAGUGUGUCUUCUCUCUUUGCCCCCACGGUUGACUGGCGCGAAGGCGGGAAUUUAGCGGCAGAGGAAGAAGAGUUGUGCCCGUCCGGGCUUCGAGCUGGGGCCUCUCAGAUCUCGGCCUCCCGCGUAACCGCCCUUAUCGCUUUUUGUCCCUCCGUAGACCGCGAUGUCCCUUGGGCGGGAGCGAGUGGUGGCGUUGGCGGACAUGGACUGUUUCUACAUACAGGUGGAGCAGCGCCUGGAUCCCCGUCUGCGUGGAAAGCCGUGCGCCGUGGUGCAGUACAAGACGUGGAAAGGCGGCGGGAUAAUUGCUGUAAGCUAUGAAGCUCGCACUUUUGGAGUUACCAGGAACAUGUGGGCUAAUGAUGCCAAGAAACUCUGCCCAGAUUUGCUGCUCGCUCGAGUGCCGGAGGCCCAUGGCAAAGCAGACCUCACCAAGUACCGAGAAGCCAGCAUGGAGGUGAUGGAGGUGAUGUCGCGCUUUGCUGUGAUCGAGCGAGCUAGCAUUGAUGAGGCCUACAUGGACUUAACUAGUGCUGUGAAGGAAAGGCUUAAAAAGAUGAAGAGGCAGCCUGUUGAAGCGGAGCAGUUGCCAACUACUUACAUCCAAGGAUUGCCAGAUGGUCUUGCAGGAGAAGAGAAUAUGGAUAACAAAGAAGAGUUGCGGAAGCUUGGUUUGCACCAGUGGCUUGAAACAUUACCUUCUGAAGAUCCCAGUAGUCCAGAACUGCAGCUAACAAUAGGGGCAGUCAUUAUGGAAGAAAUGAGGGUAACUGUGGAAUCUGUCACUGGAUUUAGGUGUUCUGUUGGCAUUUCUCACAACAAGGUAUUAGCAAAACUAGCCUGUGGCCUCAACAAGCCUAAUCGUCAGACUCUUGUGUCACAUGCUUCCAUUGCACAGCUCUUUAACAAGAUGCCGAUCAGUCACAUUCGUAACCUUGGAGGGAAGCUUGGUGCCUCUGUCACUGAACUUCUAGGAGUGGAAUAUGUGGGGCAGCUGAUCCAGUUCAGUGAAUCACAGCUUCAAGCACACUUUGGAGAGAAGAAUGGGUCCUGGUUGUAUGACUUGUGCAGAGGGAUUGAUCAUGAGCCUGUGAAACCUAGACAAUUGCCAAAGUCCAUUGGCUGCAGUAAACAUUUCCUUGGCAAAGCAGCUUUGGUAACUCAGAAUCAGGUGCAACAUUGGCUUUUGCAGCUGGCCUUGGACCUGGAGGAGAGACUGAACAAGGACAGAGACCAAAACAAUCGGAUAGCGAAGCAGCUGUAUAUUGGGAUCCGUAUGCAGGGUGAUAAACAGAAGAGUGGCAUCUCCCGCUGCUGUGCCUUAGCCCACUAUGAUGCCCAUAAAAUCAGCAGAGAUGCCUUUGCAGUAAUCCAGAAUUGCAGUACAGCAGGAGGCCAGCAGGCUGCAUGGUCUCCUGUCACUCUUCUCCAGCUCUCAGCAACCAAGUUUGUAGAGGCUCAUACAGCAUCUUCUGUGAACCUUACUGCCUUCCUGACUAGUGACAGCCAGUGUACCCAGGCCACUAGCACCUGUGCAGUCAGCCAGAAUAUCAGGUCCCUUGGAAGUCCAAAAAAGGAGGCCAGCAAGAAGACAGUGAAUGCUAUUCAGAAGUUAUUUCAGAGGGUAGUGGAAAAGAAGCAUGCCCAGGCUAGAGCAAGAUCCUCUCUUCCUGAGAUAACCAAUGAAAAGACAGUAGCAUCAGCGCUAGAGCUUGCUGUGUGUCCUGGAAAAGGACAGCUCCAGAUCAGCAGCCAGAUUUUAAAAGAUGCUCUGGAACAAAGUACCAAUAAUUACAACCCAAACUCUAUGCAGAAGCAGCUGUCUAUAGAACAAUCUAUAUCAAGCUCCAAAACAGAGCUGCUGGAUACCCCUUUGACUAGUAGUGAUUACACAGCACCUUUAGAAAUGGAAAAACCUACAUUCUCUUUAGAGCUCCCUGCUCAGUCAAAAGAGGAACAAAUGCAAUCCACUACUGGACUUCUGCAGGAAGGAGCCGGUAAUUGGAUUUCUCCCUCCUGUACAGAUGACUGGAUGUUGUGUGAAAAAUGUAACCAACAAGUGUUGGCAUGGGAGUUCGCAGAACAUUUAGACUAUCACUUUGCUGUGGAGCUGCAGAAUUCUUUGUCAAGAUCCAGUCCUUUAAGUCCAUCUGUACUAGUUGGCAGUCCUCCAAAUAAAAAGGGCAAAGGCAAAUGCAGGACACAUGCAACUACUGGUGCCAAACGGCCAAGGCAAGACUCAAACAGGACUUUGGAUUCUUUUUUCAAGAGAGUACCUCCUUAGGUUGCAGUUCACCUGAGUAGCUGAAAAAUUUAUCUAAGAGAAAAUUGCAGCUUUUUAAACUAACUGUUUGCAGUAAAAUUGUUUGCAGUUAUUCUUAAGAGGAACUAUUCUGGUGCAGGGGACAGAGGAGAUGUUUUUUACAGCUCAUUUUGUUACUUCAAUUGCAACUUAAUAUGACAGAGAUGUAGUGUGAAGAUGCCACUCAACUGAUGGGAAAUGGAGUCUAGCAUUAUCUGAAGGAUCAUUGUUUCCCAUCUCAGCAUCACUACUUUGGUUAUAAAGCAAGCAUUCUAA